AUGAUUUCACGAAUGUCUGUGAGGACACAUACCAACGUAGAGGCCUUGACAAAACAGGACUCUGUAAAUAUGAUGAAAAAUAUAAUUAAAUUGGGAAUAAGUUUGGUUACAUAUUUACGCAAUUUAUUUGAAGAAAGAGCUUAUGAAGAAGUUUGUAUACAAGAAUUAAAAUUAAAAAGAUUAUUACCAAUUAAUUCAGAAUCACACAUGAUAAUAAAUUGGCUAGAAAAAGGAGUUUUUGACGCAAUAGAAAAAGAAUAUCUUCGUAUAUUAAUUCUUGAUAUAAACGAUGUAUAUGAUAAUACCCUUGAAUGCUAUAAAUUUAGUUUUUCUUAUAAUACAGCAAUGGGAGGAGAAAUAGACAUCACUUUAGAAACUUCAGGAAACAAUGACCAAAAUAACAUUGGAAAUAAUGCAACUACUAAUGCUAAUAAUAAUAAUUAUAACGAUCCAAUGAAAUAUAAUGAACUUAUGGAAGAAAAACGAAAAAAUUACAAUAUGAAUCGAUUACAAAAUAUAAAGGAUAGACUAUUAAAUAAAAAUGGAGCGAAGCCAAAAAAAGAACCAUCUUUAUUAUUAAAAAAAAAUGCAAAAGAAAAAACAUAUGAAUUAUUACGAUCAUUAGUUUUAUUAACACAAACAUUAAGUCCUUUGCCUGAAAAAACAUAUUUAUCUAUGAAGCUAUUAUAUUAUGAUGAAAUUGUUCCAUAUAAUUAUCAACCUCCUUAUUUCAGAAAUCCAGGAAGUAGAGAUUUAUUAAAAUUUAUGAGCAUGCCUAAAGAAAAUUUUGUUGGGAAAAUCGAUACAGGGCAUCACUUUUUGUCUGUUAUUGUUAAUUCAACUUGCAAUAAUUCAACACAAGAAAAUAGUACAUAUGAUUGUGAUAGCAAUUCUAAUCACAUGGAAUCAAAUAUAAAAGAUAUGUACAACGAAUAUAAUCAAAAUAAUGCUAUUGAUAAUCAUGUCAAUAAUCACACAAAUAGUUUAGAUACAUAUUUAUCUAACAAUUAUAGUAGGCAUAUAAAUAAAGGAUACACUGAUGAUACAUUUCAUAGUUGUCAUCAUAAAUACUGUAAUAGUACUUAUAGUAAAUAUUAUAACAAUCAUAUAAAUAAAUAUCAUGGAAAUUAUACUAAUAUAUAUAAAACUCAUGGGUAUGAAUCUGAACAGAGUAGAUGUUGUUCCCAUUUUCAUGACGAAGACCGAUAUGAAUAUUUAAAAAACUAUUUGAAAAAAUAUAAACGUAAAGAUGAUAAAAAUAAUUAUGCAAUUAUUGAUGAUGAUGAAUAUAAUAAAACACUCGAACAAAAUUAUUAUGAUCAUACUUAUAGGAGUUAUAAAAACUGGCACAAUAAACAUUAUCCUUACACUUCAAAAAUGGAACAAUAUUUUACCCAAAAUAAUGAAUAUAUUGCAAGUAGACAAAAACAUCAAUUAAAUAAAAUAAAAAAAAACAAACUUGGUGCAAGAAUCAGAAAAACAAAUAUAAAUAAACUAUUAGCAGCAUCUAUAUUAAAUAACACUCAUCCUGAUGAUUCAAUCAUUGACAGGAAAAGAAAGGAAAAAACACUCUCUCUUGCCAGAAUAUUAAAAUCAAAUAACUAUCCAGAGUAUACUAGCAAUUCUGAAAGUGAUGAAUGUUGUGUAAAAUUAGGAAAAAUUAUAUCUCAAAAUAAUAUAAUUGAUAAUGAUGAUGAUAAUGAAGAUGAUUGUGUACAAGUUGAAAAACGAGAAAUCGGAAAUUAUAAAAACAAAAAAAAUAAAUAUUUAAAAAAAAUGAAUAAUAUUCAAGCAAUUCAAUCCAAUUAUCCUGCUACCAACACAUAUAUAGAUUCCACUCCCCCUUUGAAAAAUCGUAAAAGAUUUCAAAAUGAUUAUAUGCUAGAUGAAGCAAAUUCACAAUCGUCUCCAAUAAAAAUUACCCCAGACAAAUUAUUGCAAGAAAAGGAACUACCAUGCGAAGGAAAUGAUAUACAAAUGAAUAUCCAAAAUAACAAAUAUAUUUUCUCUGAGGAAUGUGAUCAAAUUUCAUCAUCAAAAUUUAAAACAAAUACAAAACAAAAAAUUCGCAAUAGAAACAUAGACAAAGAAAAACAACGAAUUAUAAAUCAGAAUAUUGCAACAAGCAAAAAGAACAGAUUAUUAUCUAGAAUCAAAGUUUAUAUUACUCGAUAUAAAAUAUUAGAUGCAUCAAAGAUUCAAAGAAAAAUACCUACAGCAUCCGAUAAUGAUAUUAAUAUUGUAAUAAACAAUCUUGUUAAAGAUAAUAUACUUGAAAAGAAUGCAGAUGAUUCUUAUAAUUUUAUUAAUAAAGGUCAAAGUGCACAAAAGAUUAAAAGCACAAGCACACAAAAAAAUAAGGAUUUAAAUUAUCAAAAUAAUGAUGAACACUUGCAAAAUGGCAAUGACGCUCAUAACAUUUCGAUAAUGUUAGACCAGCAAAAGCUCAAUAUACAUUCCAAAAGCAAUGAUACAAAUUUUAUUGAUAAAUCUUCAAAUGAACAAAGUGAUACAAAGAAUUUAGAAACAUGGGGUAAGGAUAUAGACAAAACUAAAUAUCCCAUUUCUAAUGUUUAUGGAAAUAGUAAAAAUGUAACUAAUCCGGCUAAUUACAUCAACCAAUCCUAUUUACCCACUAAUAAUAUGAACAAAUUAUCAAUGCAAAAAGGCAAUAAAAAUGAAAUCUCUAAAAUUACAGAAAAUAAUGAAAUGGGAGAGGCUUCCGAAAUUAACAAUGAUAUCCAAAAAUUGUACGAUGACGUUUAUAGUUUGUGUCAAAAAACAAAAUACGUAAAUAAAGAAAUAAUCACAAAGGGACUUGGAAUAUAUCCUUUACUAUCAAAGCCACUAAUAAACAGAUUAAUGAAAGAAGGGGUCUUAAAAAAAAAAUUUAUAAAAAACAAAGGAUAUGAAAGUAAUAUAUUUGUUCCAAUAGAAAGCAUUUUUCAGGGAAAUAAAAGUUCAAAUCCAAAUGAGAAUGUUUUAACAGAAAAUUGA
Plasmodium vinckei vinckei is the source of this 2997-nucleotide messenger RNA. Its product is annotated as HORMA domain protein, putative. The transcript has a single exon. The record is from RefSeq and is a predicted model, not a curated record. Bases 1 to 2997 code for a protein of 998 amino acids. NCBI's taxonomy places the organism in Eukaryota, Apicomplexa, Aconoidasida, Haemosporida, Plasmodiidae.